Diaporthe citri is the source of this 2649-nucleotide messenger RNA. RefSeq lists its product as uncharacterized. The coding region runs from base 1 to 2649 and encodes 882 amino acids. Lineage: Eukaryota; Fungi; Ascomycota; Sordariomycetes; Diaporthales; Diaporthaceae. The transcript is spliced from 3 exons. The record is from RefSeq and is a predicted model, not a curated record.
AUGGAUCCUAUGACUGUGCUGUCAAUUGCUGCGGCUGUAGUUCAAUUCGUUGACUUCGGCACGAGUCUCUUCUCGGGCGCACGGGAAAUGUACAAGUCAGCUUCUGGUCAGCCUCAAGACAUAAUCCAGCUAACCACCCUUGUCUAUGACCUCUCUCAAUUCAGCAAGAGCAUCCAGGAAGCAUCUGAUAAGGCCAAAAGCACACAAAAGUCAUACGACCUCACUGAAGAGAAUCUCUGCAGAGUCUGUGCCAACUGCUUGCAAACAUGUACCGAGAUACAAGCUGCCGUUUCGAGCCUGGGCCGAGUCAAAUCCCCCAAGUCCGCAGUGCCAAAUUCUAUUUUCGGAAGACAAAUUGACGCUACGCGUGCUUUUCAGAGCAUCGAGAUUGCACUGAAGAAUCUUGCUUCAUCGAAACAGAUACGCGCUUGGCAGGAUCAGCUGCGACAGUCGAGGGAGCAGAUUAUGAAGGCUUUGUUGAAUGUCCUCUGGAGUCAGUCGAAAACUCAAACUGUUACUUUGGAAAACAUUUCCCAGCGGCAGAUCAGCGCGGAUCGUACAUUGGGUCACAUUAGGGAGGACACAAUGCUUUUGAGACAACAGUUGGGGAAAACAUCGAAACUAUGGCCUCUGCCACUGCCCCGAGGUUCUGCCACCGUGUCUAUGGAACCACAAGAAUUUGACGAGAAAUCAUGUACUGAGGCAAUCAUCGACAGCCUCAAAGUUCAUCACAUUGACCAGCGCGAGAGAGCCAUUCCCAAGGCCUAUGAAAAGACAUUCGAAUGGAUAUUCACUGAAACCAAAGCAUCCAACGGCAGAGUUCUGCCCUUGCCACAAUUUGAUUCGUGGCUGGAGGGUCCGUCGUCGGAUAUAUAUUGGAUCAGUGGCAAAGCAGGCGCAGGCAAAUCGACCAUGAUGGAGUACAUCUUGCAUCACCCUCUCACUCGGGAAAAGAUCACGAAAUGGAAUGAGGUCACGGCUCGCCAACUACUCUGGGGUUCUUUCUUCUUCUGGAAUGCCGGUAACGCCAUUCAAAAGUCAAAAGAAGGGUUGCUAAGAGCUCUCCUCUUCCAAUUUAUCGAGCAGGAACCAGAUAUUUUGCGGCAGAUCUGUCCUCGAAGGUGGGCAUUGUGUAAAGCCCUUGGACCAGGAUCAAUUACCAGCGCUCCAGAUUGGCAGUGGGAAGAGCUCUUGGAAGCCUUCUCGCUCUUCAGUCUGCUUCUUGGAGAUCGUUUCAACCUAUUUCUUCUAAUCGAUGGACUCGACGAAUUUGAGGGAGAUCAUGAGAAACUGAUUGAAUUCAUCGAAGCUCUGCACUUGAGGAAUGGCACCAAGAUUUGUGUCAGCAGUCGUCCUUGGAAUACGUUCACAGACACUUUCCACAACAACUACACCCUGAAGAUGGACCAAGUGACAGCGGGAGAUAUAUACCUUUACGCACAGGGAGUCUUCUUGUGGGUCUCGGUCGUGGUGGCUCAGAUCCGGCUGGGCUUGAGUGAAGGUGACAAGGUAUCGGACUUGCAAGCUGUUCUGGAGGACAUACCAAAGGAUCUAUCAUCCAUCUAUGACAGCAUAUGGAGAAGGAUCAAGCCGUCAUACGCUCACAACUCCUCUCAAAUCUUUCAGAUUCACCAAUGCGCCAUCGACAGCAAUGAAAGGAUAGAGGCACUCCUAUUAUAUCUUGCGGACGAAGAACUAAGUACCCAGGAUGAAGACAUAUCUGCAUUCAUGGGAACACGGCGAAAGCAUGUGACACAAAUUGUCAAGCGCAUGCUUGACAGUCGGACGAGAGGCCUCCUAGAGGUAGAUAAAGAUGGCUACGUCACUUAUCUUCACAGGACCGUGAGGGAGUGGAUUGAGCCGAAAUGGCCUGAGAUAUGCUCCAGGGCAUCGUCCGACUUCGAACCGCAUCUCGCACUCUUGAGGGCUUUGGCCACUUAUCGCUCUGCCUCUGAGAAAUGGACUAUUGGCCGCUACGACACCCUCAUCGAAACGACAUGGCUGAUUCUUUCCCGUUGUUUCAAUCAUUCCAUCCGAGUUCGAGACAAUCAUGCUACCAUCGACACCUUGGUACAGCUAUUGGACAGUUUGGAUCUGUACAUGACCAGGAUAUGGGCCACACACCCAGGGAAGAUGACCACCAGUGUCGGAGAAACCGAACUCGAUUUCAUGCUGCGUCGAUACAAUGAGUAUCACUCCACAGCACUCGAAUCUCAUGCCAUGUUCGGGCAAAGGAAGGAGUCGGUAUGGGGGAGGGCGUGGAUACCAGACAUUCACUAUUUACAGACUCCCUUCUUGGACACCCAAUUCACCCAAAGCAACGUGAAUUUUGUGGGCCUAGCAACUCAGUUCGGCUUGAAGUCUUAUGUCAGGUUGAAAUACAGAGCUGAUGAGGAACUCUUCAGACCAUUAGCCCCGGCACUCUUGUCAUGCGCAGUGCUUGGAUUUCAGUAUUUCUGUCGCGAACCUGGGGUGAGACGAAGCUUUGAGAGGCUGAUCGGAGACCGGAGCACCUUCCAUGGUCGAAAAGAGCUUGUCAAGUUCAUAUUGGAAGAUGUGGAUCCGAAAAGUGCUUUUCAGUCGGGGAUGUUGGCGGAUUCGAAGUUUGAUACGAUUGGUAGAGUCGUAUCCUGGAGGACACAUCGAUAA